Molecule: messenger RNA, 4824 nt
Organism: Saccostrea echinata
Lineage: Eukaryota; Metazoa; Mollusca; Bivalvia; Ostreida; Ostreidae
Exons: 13
Coding region: 218-1654 (478 amino acids)
Source: RefSeq, a predicted model, not a curated record
UAUCUGAAAAUGGUGUCAGUACUCUCAUAAAACAUAGUAAAAUCAAGAGAAUUGAGAUUUCCUGAGUUCCACAACUAAGACAGGGAGAAGAUCACAUGGUUAUUUGAUCUGUGUGUUAACUUAAAACCACCAUUAUGAUCUAGAAGUAGACACAGACAAGGCACUAUAUGUAUACAAUUCCAAAGCCAUGUGAAACCUCGGCAACUCAUUAGUCACCAUGGUGAUUACACAGUUUUGUAUUGGUGCAUUAUUGGUCCUUGGAAUUCAGACUUUUGCCCAGUCUUGUCCUGGACCAGGAGAUUUUUAUAUUCACAGAAAUGCCAACAUCUACUGCAAGAAAAUUUACAACUGUCCUCCAGGGCAUGAGAUUAUUCCGUGUAAUAAAACCUGUGCAGAAGAGAGAUGUGUUCCAUGUGCGAAGGGGAAAGCUCAGCCAUUCCUAAGUCACUCGGACCAGCGUAGGGUCUGCUUCAUACCAGAAACCCAGUGUAAUCCCAGAGAUACAAUUCCAAUACAAAAUGGGACAUUUUCCCCAAGCUGUGCAAUGCAGAAAAACUGUGCUUGUAAUAUCAGUAAAUGUUUUUAUGGCAGUCCAUGUAUAUGUGAAAGAAAUUUCUCACCAUGUGGCAUAAAUGAAGAAAUGAAUGCAAAUGGAGAUUGUGUGAAGUGCAGGGAAGGGUAUCAGAAACUCUAUAAAGGUUGUGAUCAGUGUGAGAGAAUCGUCCCCGAGCUACCCUCACCACCGCCUCAGACUAAUACCACAACAGCUUCAAAACCUGACACAGUCAAAACAGAAUCAACUGCCCAGAGCACUAGGGUUAACAUAAAAUAUACAACACGGACCUCACAGAAACCAUAUGUAACGGUGUCACCACCACCAGGAAGUUCACCACAGGGACGCCACACAGAGGAGGGCAGAGAUGAUAAUGGCACCAUUCUCAUUGUAGUUUUUGUUGUGAUUGGAUUAAUCCUGGUUGCCUUGAUUGUAGUUCUGUUAUUAAUGCGUAAAUAUGGAAGACGUCCCUUUAUAGCUAAGAUCUGCAGAGAGAGAGAAGCACCUGAUCAAAGAGGGAACCACGCAAACGGUGAUGUCGGCCGUGAAUUAGAACAUGUUACAGUCCCUGUUGAGACUGAUCUGUCUGGAACCCUUCGUCCAGAACUAAUGCGAUUAGUGUCAUCGGAUCGUAGUGACAGUGGCUACGAACAUCACCCUAGUUUGGAGUCACAGAUUUCCCACAAUUCCCACAUUUCUGUUUCUACCCCAGUCCAGGUUACAGAUGGAGGAGAGGACCUCCAUCCACUUUUGAGGACAGUCAGCCAUGAUCCUGAUGCCUCAAAUUAUAUCGGGACAAAUAGUUCACCUGUUUCGGGAUCACUUGACCCCCCGUCCCUGGGGACCAGCACACUAGACGCACCCAGCACUGUAGGAUCCAUGGCAGUGUCUGAACCCAUUAGGGAGGAAAUCAAUCUAGAUGUGAAGGGAACUAUUCCGACCAAUGAUCCAUGUGUUACGGAGGAGAUUCCCAGCGGCCACGAGGAUAAUGAUGUAAGACUCGGAUGUACUGCUGUGGAAAACGAAGAGGAUACACAAGAAAAGAGUAAAGACUCUUCACAUCUGGACAGUCUACAGAUACAAAAACAACAGAUCAGAUAGUGCUACGGAGCGUUAGAGUUAUCUACCCAAUUCUCUCCUGAAUUAUCAUCUUUAUUCUCACUCUUCACAUCUGGACAGUCUCCAGAUAAAAAAACAACAAAUCAGAUAGUGCUAAGGACUGUUAGAGUUAUCUACCCAAUUCUCUCCUGUAUGAUCAUCUUUAUUCUCCUGUGCAUCUCAUUGUGUUAAGUUUCCUGUCCUCUGUGUACCAGUACUACAGUUCAACACUGUCACAAUUCCUCCAGUCAUUCUUAUAAAGAUUUAUUGUAGGAGGAAUUCCAGAAGAUUACUGAUGCUGUGAUAUGAAGAUGUACAAGUUUCAUAUCUAAUUCAAAGAGAUUUGAAGGAAAUUUAAUCUAAUAGACUUGAACAGAAAUUGUGCCUAGUGAUUUGUACUUAACACAUUAUAAUUUAUAGCUUCGUUACUAUGGAAAUGAAGUGAUUACGUCACAGACAGGUAACAGAAGCUGUUCCUAUGGUUGUAUGAUGUUACGUGUAUGGAAACAGAGCUUAAUAUGUUGGCAUUAUCUUUGAAAACUACUGCUAUCUCACUUCAAAGAUUUUUUUAUAAUCUUUUUGCACACCAGAAUAGAUUUAUUUUUCCAAGGCAUUUCUUUGAAGUUUUAUUUUUCUUAUAUUGCAAUUGCUGAAUUUAGUGAAGUUGUGUAUGUUUGUUUUGUUUUUGUUUUGAACAACUACAUAGUGAAGCUUUCCAUUUUAUCUACUAACUUAGAAAUAAAGAGUAAGAAUCUUAAAUACAAAGUUAACAACAGGUGCUUGUACAUCUGUUUCACUGCUAAUGGAAUUUUAUUUAUUCCCUUACUGAAAAUGCUCAAGCCAAUAUUUCAAAGGUUGUAAUAAACUUUGUAGAUAUUGAGAUGGUAGAAUUUUUUGGAUUAAUAUACAACAAUAUACAUGUACGUAAGUAAGUAUGUUAGUAGUACGAUGUUCUGCGUGAGGUGAAAGGACUUACCAGUGGUGAGCGUGUAUGACUUACCAGUGGUGAGCAUGUAUAAUUGUGAAACCUAUCAGUGUCUGAUAUAGAAUCUCUCCCUACAAUCAACUUAAGUCCCUUUUCAUCAUAUUUAGGAAGACAAAUCAUUCAUUACAGCAUCACAUUCAUUUGUGUAUCAUUUAAUAAAGAAAGUUGCUCAUUUUUUAUGUAGAAGUACUCUAAUAUAUCCAUUUUUCUGAAACCUGCAAGAAAAACGUGCCAUAUGUACAUGUAUUCAUAAAAUUCUAUGAGAUUUUAUUUCCUUGAAAUUUACAGAGUGGUUUGAUGUUGUCAUACAAUUUCACGUAAGAGUUAAGACUUUAAGACUUGUCUCUUUGGAAAAAAACCAGAGUUUAGCAUUUCUUGUAAGUUCUAAAAAUUGUAAAUGUUAAUAUAGGUCACUCUGUCCAGAUUGUGUGUACAAGUUGAAUGUGAAACAGAAAUUUGAAAGAGGUUUCUACAUUUGUUACUGCACUGACAAAUUUCUGUCCAAAAGAACAUUCUAUAUUUUUUCAAAAGUAACAUGUGCGAAAUUUACAACACCAGGUAGUCUGUUUUGCUUGAUUGUGGAGAGGUGUAUUGUUCAGUGCUAUCAGCACAAGUUUUUAAAACGAAAAAUCCCUUGUCUAGCAUAAUGAUUUAUUGUAACACCUGUCCAACUUUCAGCAAUGUUUGUAUCUUUAAUCUAAGAUGUUUUAACUGUAAAAUACUUUGGUAUAACUGUAUUAGGAAAAUCGUAGGCAUUCCCCAGGGUAAUUGGUAUAUAAAAAUAUAUUAACUAUACUAUAUAAUAAAUAUAACAUUUAUAGUAUAGAAGAUUUAUUUUUACUUCUCAAUUAAGCUAAGGAGUACCUAUGAGGAAAAUGAGAACUGAAAUAUGCCUGGGGAUUGCUGUAAUUGUCAAAACACAAAGUUGCCAUAGAUAAUAGGCACUCUAUGUUUGCACCAAACUUUUUUUUCACAUGUAUAGUUUUGGCAGCAAUGAGUUGUAUGUGUAUAGGGAACUUUAAAAUAUGAAGCAAUAGAGAUAUUUUUAUAGCAAUGUUAUGGUCAGUGUCUUAAUAAUGUUGUUGUUGAAAACAAGUGUAUAAGGUAUGAAAAAUAUGUUUGAACUACUUUCCAUGUACUUGUAUUUUUUACUAAUUUUUCUUUGAAACAAUUCAAGAGGCAUUUUCAAAAAAUGCAAAGGACAUUAAUUAAAUAAUUAUAUAAAGUUGAGCCUUAGUAAUCCAGAUACUGCAUCUUCCAGACGAAAUUUGUUGGAACAGCGUCAUUUUAAAGGUCAGAUAUAGAUACAUAUAAGACACUUCAUUAAUCCAACAAUUUGUUUGGGAACACAAGCAAGGCUCAACUGUAGUUGUGUUUAAAAUCAUGUUUAUAUUAAGAAAAUUCUUCAGAUGGCAAUAACAUAUCUAAAAUGGCAUUAAUAUUGAAAAUUGAAAUUAUAUUGCGAUGAAUUGAAAACAUUAAGUUUUUAGCUUGUAUGUUUUAAAAUUUUAAAAGCAUAAUUUUUAUAAUGACUUUUUUGUACUAUAAUCUCUAAGAGGGAGAAGUGAAUGGGAAUCGAUUCUUGUUACACUGAAUACUUGUGGGAUGUAGUUUGUAUUGUGAACAGUUCUUUAUAAUUCUACAUGUAUCAGUUGAGUGUGAUUCUCCAUGCUUUGUAGGUGAUGAAUUUCUUUUUUUUUUAUGUUUGUUGAUAUAUAACCAUGACAUUUGUUUAGUUUUAACAAAUGAUAUAGGAAAAGAGUGAAUGUGUUUUUAACAUUGAAGUUAAGUAGUUGUUAUGUGCUUUAAACAGAUAUAUAUAUAUAUAUAUAUUAUAGGUUGCAGUAUAUUAUAUAAUAUGCAAUCGUGCUUAUCUUCAGAAUUUAUCAUGAGUAUAUUAUCUAUGUUCACUUGAUAAAGUAUUGCAAUUAAUUCAUUUGUAUACAAAAUUAAUUUGAAAAGAUUUUUAAGUAAAAAAUAUAUUUUUGUUUUCAUGAAAAGGCUUGAUGUCAUUUUGGAUUAAGAAACUCUAGGAAAAAAUACCGGUGUCAUUCAUUUGAAUAGAAAAAUAACUUGAGUUAAUUCAUUUCAUUUGAAAGUAAUGUCUGCAAACCACUGCAAUCUUGUAUUUUUCAUUUGCUUCAGUAGAUAUUAUACCAUGUGACAUAAUUAAAAUGACAGAAAGAGA